AUGUUUUUACUCGGCGUGAUGGGUCGCUUACUGGUAGACGCGUUUGACUUCAGUUGUUGCUACGCGCUCGUGCUGGCGCCCACGCGCGAGCUUUGUUUGCAAAUCAGCUCGGUUGCCGAAGCACUGUCUGCAGGUACGCGAAUCACGGUUGCUGCCGCGGUCGGCGGCAUGUCGGUGAAGAAGCAGCUGCGCUUGCUGAGGAAAACGCCAAGCAUUUUCAUCGGCUCGGUGGGCCGUGUGCAGCAUCUUUUGAGCGACCCUGAGGUGGCCGAGCAGGUCGAUAAGACGCGGCUCACGCAGCUGGAGCAAUUCGAAAGCAGCGUGCGGAGCGCUGUGCUGUUUUGCACCGACGUGGCAGCGCGCGGUAUAGACUUUAAUCAAACUGAGCAGCAACUUGAGCAGCAAACUGAGCUGCAAGCUGAGCAGCAAAUCAAGCUGCAAGCUGAGCAGCAAAUCAAGCUGCAAGCUGAGCAGAAAAUUGAGACGCAAGUCGAAUCGCGCUACAAGCCGGGCGCAAAGCCGGGCGCAAAGCCGGGCGCGAAGUCGGGCGCGGAACCGGCGCAUUGCGAGCGGCGCCGCGCUGGCCUGCGGCGUACGGCGAAGUUGGCGCCGUUCCAGUGGAGCGCUAGCUGA
Messenger RNA from Dermatophagoides pteronyssinus (European house dust mite), 633 nucleotides. RefSeq names its product probable ATP-dependent RNA helicase ddx27. The record is from RefSeq and is a predicted model, not a curated record. Lineage: Eukaryota; Metazoa; Arthropoda; Arachnida; Sarcoptiformes; Pyroglyphidae.